AUGGGGACACAUCAAAGUACAAACGGUUUUGACGAAGACCUUAAAACUUUUAUCAGGAAAUAUUUUGGUUGCGUGUCUAUUGAAAGAAACAUACUUGACUUGGUGGUUGAGCAUUGCACUGAUUAUUCUACACAAUUGUCGUUUGUGGCAAAUAUUAUUGAUUCUCCGUUGGAAAGCAGAGAGGUUGAGGUAUGCGCUGGCAUGUAUAGUAGCUUGGUGACGUCACUGGAUACCCAAAAUCAGUUUGGUCAUCGGGUAUAUUUCGAUAGGAAUUUUAAAAAGUUUAUAGCUUUGAAAGAAAAGACAAUGCAGCUUUCAAAUGGCACUACUGGGCUGUCUUGCUGGCAGGCUUCAUGUGAUUUAGCCCAUUACCUGUUGGGUGUUGGUGGGUUCCUCUUACAAGAUGAGGAUGUAAUAGAAUUAGGUGCUGGUUGCGGUUUAGUAGGCAUUGCAGUAAAAGCAUCAGGUCGAAGUCGGAGCGUCACUCUUACUGACUGUAACUCUGAGGUUCUACAUAUUCUUACAGAAAACUGUCGUAAUAACUUUCGUGAGGAAGUUGCUGAGAAUCUGUUCGUGGAGCAUUUGGAUUGGAAGGAUUAUGACAGCAAUUCCUUUUCAAAAAAAUACGGGCUGGUUAUCGCAUCUGAUGUUAUGUUUGACAGCGACUUGGCACAACCGCUUGUAUCGGUAAUCUGCGACCUUUUAAAUAAUUCUUCAGAAAAGAAAGCAGAAUGCAUUAUGGCUAAUGUAAAACGGAAUCCAGAAACCUACUGUGCUUUUAUCACGGAAAUUAAUAGGAGACAUCUGAAGAUAUUAGAAACUUUUUCUUUUUGUGACGGAAUUUUUACGUAUGAAGAUGGUCGAUGCCUUAAGGACGACUCACUUUUCGUUUUUUCAUCAAGCAUUAGGUUGCCCACCGUAUUCCAUAGAAUUUGCGCUGUUAAUCGAUAG
Enterobius vermicularis (human pinworm) is the source of this 951-nucleotide messenger RNA. The record is from the annotation of a GenBank genome assembly. Lineage: Eukaryota; Metazoa; Nematoda; Chromadorea; Rhabditida; Oxyuridae.